Messenger RNA from Chlamydomonas reinhardtii, 2894 nucleotides. RefSeq lists its product as uncharacterized. Lineage: Eukaryota; Viridiplantae; Chlorophyta; Chlorophyceae; Chlamydomonadales; Chlamydomonadaceae. Gene Ontology annotation, molecular function: ubiquitin conjugating enzyme activity. The coding region runs from base 60 to 1955 and encodes 631 amino acids. The record is from RefSeq and is a predicted model, not a curated record. The transcript has 12 exons.
ACACGACCAGACUGAAAGCCGAAAACAAUAAUUUAUAUAACAGGCGGCUGCUGAGCAGCAUGUCGUUGUUGGAGUUGCUCGCGCUGCCAGCCGCCGACCCCAAAGACACCGCCGCGGCGGAGGCGGCCCUGGCGGCGGCGGCGCGCGCGGCCGGCGGCGGCGGCACGGGCGGCGUUGUGGGCGGCGGCGGUGGCGGUGGCGGUGGCGGUGGAGGCGGCGGCGGCCCGUCAGUGGCGGCGGCGGCGGCGGCGGCGGCGGCGGCGGCGGCGCCUGCGAGUUGUGACUUGCCGCUGAGUGCGGUGUUUGAGUCGCUGGGGCGGCAGUGCUCCGUGUUCAAGCGUUCGGCACAGGAGAUGGCGGACGGCGGCGCCGAAGACGAUAUAGCGGCGUUGGGCUUGGCUCUGGAACUGGGGGCGCUGGCGGAGGAGGCGGCGGGCGGCGCGGCCAUGUGGCGGGCCCUCAACAACAGCGGUGGAGAUGGAGGAGGAGGAGGAGGAGGAGGUGGAGGAGGUGGAGGAGGUGGAGGAGGAGGUGGAGGAGGCGGCGGAGGUGGAGGAGGAGGUGGGGACGCAGGCCUGCUGGCAGCCCUCCUGGCACCUCACCUGGUGCGGGGCGGCGCACCCGCCGCCACGCCCGGGAACAGCGCCGGCGCCGGCGGCGGCGCCGCAGACGCCGAUGCCGCCAACGGCGGUAACGGCGGCGCCCAUGGCGCCAGUGAGACACAGGCAGCAAAGCGGCAGCGCCGUGCCGGCGGCGCUGGCGCUGCUGCUGCUACUGCCGACGCAGACGCGGCCGCUGCUGCUACUGCUGCUGCGGCGGCGGCGGCGUUGGCCCGGCGCAAGGGGGCGUAUGUGGAGGAGAUGCGGGGGCUGCAGUUCCGCGAGGUCGCCCUCAUGGACGACCACUACUUCAGGCGCAAUAUCGCCGGCAACGGCGGCGGCGGCGGCGGCGGCCCCUCCCACGGGCACCUGCCGUACCCAGGUGGCGGCGGCGGCGGCGGCAAGCUGGCGGGCGGGGAGGUGAUGCGGCAGAGGCUCAAGCGCAUCACAGGCGAGAUCAGCGGACUGGCCACUGGCCUGCCGUUGGACUGGGACGCGGCCGUGUUCGUGGCGGUGGACGAACACCGGGUGGACGUGCUCAGGGCGCUGCUGAUCCCCUCCUCCGACACGCCCUACGCCAACGGCGCCUUUGUGUUCGACAUAUGGCUGCCGCCCUCCUACCCGGCACUCCCGCCCCAGGUCCAGUUCCUGACCACGGGCGGCGGCAAGGUGCGCUUCAACCCAAACCUGUACAACGACGGAAAGGUGUGCCUGUCCCUGCUGGGCACGUGGCAGGGCCCCUCCUGGGACCCCGCCAUCUCCAGCGUGCUGCAGGUGCUUGUGUCCAUCCAGUCCAUGAUCCUAGUGGCCGACCCCUACUACAACGAGCCCGGCUGGGAGGCCCAGGCCCACAGCCCCACGGGUCGCCAGGCGGCAGCCGACUACUCCGCCAGCCAGCGCUACAACACACUCGCCUUCUCCAUCCUGCCCGCCCUGCAGACCGCAGUGGCAGGGAAGAAUGCGUUGGCAGGUGGCGCCACCUUUGCCGACGUGCUGCGCCGACACUACGCCGCGCACAAGCCCGAGCUGUUGGCGCAGUGCGAGGCGUGGCAGCGCGAGGCGGCGGCGUGCGCGGAGGCGGCGAAGGAGGCGGAGGCAGUGAAGCGGGCGGAGAAGGAGGAGCGGGAGGCGGUGGCGGCGGCGUGGCAGGGCGGGCGGAGCGGAGGAGGAGGACGCGGCGGCGGCGGCGGAGGGAGGGCAGGCGGCGGCCGAGGAGGGCCGGCGCCGGGGCUUGGGGAAGGCUAUUGGCUGAUGGACCUGCACGUGCUUACGGAGACUGCGAAGACGCAGGCCAAGCUGUCCACCUAUGUGGAUCAGGUCGUGCCGCAGAUCCGCAAACUGCUGGAGCAGCUGUGAGCAUUAGCGGGUUCGAGCGGGCAGCUGUUGAAUUCGCAUGUGUGUCAGUGUGUGGUUGGGUGUGAUACACGUUACGGCGCCCGUAUGUGAAUGUGUUUCGUAGUUGUGCGUAUGUGUGUGUAUGUGUUUCGUUGUUUUGCGUGCGUAUGUGUGUAUAUGUAUGUACCGUAAGGGAGGCAAAACGCGCUUUGCGCAUGGUGCGUGUGUGGUUGGGGCGCCGGGCCGCAGCCUACAGUCGCCGCCAUGGCUGCAGUGCGUGCCGCGCACGUGCGCAUGCGAUCUGCCGCUCUGGCUUCCCCAUAUGCAUGGGACGUAGAAGGGGCAGGGGUGGCCGCGGCCGGCUGUCAACCGGGUGCGGUGUGAGCGGUGGCGCUGGCGGCGGCGGCCGAGUCAGCAGGAUACCAGGUGGGAACAGCAGAGGGCUGCGAUACUGCAGCGGUGCAGGUUGAUGUGGUGAUGCCGUGGGGUGGAGUUGCCGCCCCGUCAUAGGACUGAGUGGGUCGCUGAUGAGCGUUUGAGGAGCACUACCAGCACUUGCAAAGCAUGGACGAGUCUCACGACACGCCAGCCUUCCCCUGCCGUCAUCCUGGGUGUCCGGGAUGGAUCGACACGUGGAAGCUCGUCCGGCACGCGCACGCGGUGCUUGCGGAAUUGAUACCUGAUUCGAUAUCCGUUGAAUGGCUAAUGCGCUGGAAGCGUGUUGGCGCCGAUUGAGAUGCCCGAGGAACACGAGCUGAGGUCAAGCGCAGGCCAAGUUUCUUUCAAAUGGCACGUGAAAGCUGCAGUGCACUUGGAUAAUUGCUGUCGCUCUCACGUGUGCUGUUCGGAAGAGGCACUCGUUUGCGAGCCGGCCUUCAACCGUCGCCGGAAACCUUUUUGCAACGGACCCUCUUGGAAACUAACAAAUUGUGCAAGGUGGUACACAUUACAAGAGUCUGU